GACAACUGGCACAUGGGAUGAGCUGGUUAACGUGAUCUUGAGCUCUCAGCGCUAUCCAGCGACAGUUGUUGAAUUUGUUUAACGCGCGAGUUUUAUGCCUAGCGCGCGAAGCACACGUUUCACGAACUGAGUAUGGAUCAAACUGAAUUAGCUGUGUUGGCUUUAUUGGCUAUUGUGGAAGAUGAACGGAGAAAACACCACAGAAUUUUAUGGACACGCCAGUGGAUUCGGCAGCGCGAUAAUGGUAGAGGAACAAUUCAUAUGCUGCACAAUGAACUGAGAUUACAAGAUGCAGUGUCUUUUCGGAACUUCGCCAGAAUGGAUGAAGACGUGUUUUCGAAGUUACUGCGUGUAAUUGGUAGUGACAUUUGUCGCCAAGACACCAACAUGAGACAAUCGAUAAAACCAAGUUAUCGACUGGCAGUCACUUUAAGAUUUUUGGCGACUGGAGAAACGUUCCAGUCUCUGGGUUAUGCAACAAGAAUUGCGCCAAAUACAUUGUCAAAAAUCAUCCCAGAAACGCUGCAGUCAGUUCUUAAUAAUUUGGAAAACAAGUGCAUAAAGGUAAUGUGUACCUUUCACGUAUUUAGUACUAAUUGGCUACGGUAAUGCUACUUU
This is a messenger RNA of Schistocerca nitens (vagrant locust), 618 nucleotides long. RefSeq lists its product as uncharacterized. The transcript is spliced from 3 exons. NCBI's taxonomy places the organism in Eukaryota, Metazoa, Arthropoda, Insecta, Orthoptera, Acrididae. Bases 133 to 609 code for a protein of 158 amino acids. The record is from RefSeq and is a predicted model, not a curated record.